AUGGAGCGAUGGAGAGGUGUUCUCAAGGUUCCAUUGAAGAAUCCAGGAGGAAUUCCGGCUCUCUACAGAGUCGCCGUCUCUCUCUACCUUUCAACUCCUUCCCAAACGCUAGCAGUGCCUUCAGCGAACGCCAUACUUUUCCUGGGAGACCGCGUAUCCGGAACUCGGAGCACCGCAAUCCAGAGGCUCUCCGAUCCGCAGAAACUAGCCGAUAUCUUGGUCUCGAAGUUUGGGGAUUCAAUCAACGCCUGGGUCAUCGAGGCUGCUCUCUACAACGGCCCGUUCGCCGUCUACAAAGACUGCAUCCCCACUGUCAAUCAAUGGGGAGAGCCCAAAUCUUACGACCCUUCAGGGUUCCCAGCUUCCAAUUCCACCGCCUCUCUGUUAUCCAACUGCUUGCACGAGAUCAAGCUCCGGCUACCAGCUUCAUCAUCAUCCAAUGGUGGCGUUCCCGAUCCGUUGCCGACGUACAUCCUGGGGUUCAGCAAGGGAGGCACCGUGGUUAACCAGCUAGUAACCGAGCUGAGCUGCCUCGAACCGAGAUCUCUCGGUGGGCGAGAACAACAGCGGGUUCGGAUCAUACCCGAAAGUGGAGAGGUCCUGCUGAGCAGCAUCACCGAGGUCCAUUACGUGGAUGUUGGGUUGAACUCUGCAGGUGCCUACGUCACCGAUCAUGGCGUGAUUGAGAGGAUAGGCAAGCGUUUGAAUGCUGAAGGAGAAGGUGGAGCUGGAAUCCGGUUCGUGCUCCAUGGAGCUCCGAGGCAAUGGUGCGACGACAGGCGGGUGUGGAUACGGGAAGAGAAGGAUGAGCUGAUCCGUCUGCUGGAAAUUGAGGCUGGGAGGAGAAGUGCUGCUGCAGGGAAGUUACAGGUUCGCCAGAAGCUUUACUCCGCUGAUAGGGCCCCUGAUAUGGAAAUGCACUUUGAAGUUCUUGAAGCCAUGGAUGUGACUUGUGAGUCGUGA
This is a messenger RNA of Linum trigynum, 963 nucleotides long. Lineage: Eukaryota; Viridiplantae; Streptophyta; Magnoliopsida; Malpighiales; Linaceae. The record is from the annotation of a GenBank genome assembly.